CGGCGGGCGCCCUGUGAGCGGCCCCGAUGUGGCAGCAGGCGAUGCGGCGCCGCCGCUACCUGCGGGACCGCGCCGAGGAGGCGGCGGGCGGCGGAGACGGGCUGCCGCGGUCCCGGGACUGGCUCUACGAGUCCUACUACUGCAUGAGCCAGCAGCACCCGCUCAUCGUCUUCCUGCUGCUCAUCGUCAUGGGCGCCUGCCUCGCCCUGCUGGCCGUCUUCUUCGCGCUCGGGCUGGAAGUUGAAGACCAUGUGGCAUUUCUAAUAACAGUUCCGACCGCCCUGGCGAUUUUCUUUGCGAUCUUUAUCCUGGUCUGCAUAGAGUCUGUGUUUAAGAAGCUGCUGCGCCUCUUCUCGUUGGUGAUAUGGAUAUGCCUUGUUGCCAUGGGAUACCUGUUCAUGUGUUUUGGAGGUACUGUCUCUCCCUGGGACCAGGUAUCGUUCUUCCUCUUCAUCAUCUUCGUGGUGUACACCAUGCUGCCCUUCAACAUGCGAGACGCCAUCAUUGCCAGUGUGCUCACCUCCUCCUCCCACACCAUCGUGCUUAGCGUCUGCCUGUCUGCAACGCCGGGAGGCAAGGAGCACCUGGUCUGGCAGAUCCUGGCCAAUGUGAUCAUUUUCAUCUGUGGGAACCUGGCGGGAGCCUACCAUAAGCACCUCAUGGAACUUGCUCUUCAGCAAACAUAUCAGGACACCUGUAAUUGCAUCAAGUCCCGGAUCAAGUUGGAAUUUGAAAAACGUCAACAGGAGCGGCUUCUGCUCUCCCUGCUGCCGGCCCACAUCGCCAUGGAGAUGAAAGCAGAGAUCAUCCAGAGGUUGCAGGGCCCCAAGGCAGGCCAGAUGGAGAACACAAAUAACUUCCACAACCUGUACGUGAAGCGGCAUACCAACGUGAGCAUCUUAUACGCUGACAUUGUUGGCUUUACCCGGCUGGCAAGUGACUGCUCCCCAGGAGAACUAGUUCAUAUGCUGAAUGAGCUCUUCGGAAAGUUUGAUCAAAUUGCAAAGGAGAAUGAAUGCAUGAGAAUUAAAAUUUUAGGAGACUGCUACUACUGUGUAUCUGGACUCCCUAUAUCUCUCCCUAACCAUGCCAAGAACUGUGUGAAAAUGGGACUGGACAUGUGUGAAGCCAUAAAGAAAGUGAGGGAUGCUACUGGAGUUGAUAUCAACAUGCGUGUGGGCGUGCAUUCUGGGAACGUCCUGUGCGGCGUGAUUGGUCUGCAGAAGUGGCAGUAUGAUGUGUGGUCACAUGACGUGACCUUGGCCAACCACAUGGAAGCUGGAGGGGUCCCUGGACGUGUUCACAUUUCUUCCGUUACCCUGGAGCACUUGAAUGGCGCUUAUAAAGUGGAGGAGGGAGAUGGUGAUAUUAGGGACCCAUAUUUAAAACAGCACCUGGUGAAAACCUACUUUGUAAUCAACCCCAAGGGAGAACGACGGAGCCCCCAGCAUCUCUUCAGACCUCGCCACACCCUCGACGGAGCCAAAAUGAGGGCCUCGGUCCGCAUGACCCGGUACUUGGAGUCCUGGGGGGCGGCCAAGCCCUUUGCACACCUACAUCACAGGGACAGCAUGACCACAGAGAACGGCAAGAUCAGCACCACGGAUGUACCCAUGGGUCAGCAUAAUUUUCAAAAUCGCACCUUAAGAACCAAGUCACAAAAGAAAAGAUUUGAAGAAGAAUUGAAUGAAAGGAUGAUUCAAGCAAUUGAUGGGAUUAAUGCACAAAAGCAAUGGCUCAAGUCUGAAGACAUUCAGAGAAUCUCACUGCUUUUCUAUAACAAAGUACUAGAAAAAGAGUACCGGGCCACAGCACUGCCAGCAUUCAAGUAUUACGUGACUUGUGCCUGUCUCAUAUUCUUCUGUAUCUUCAUUGUGCAGAUUCUCGUGCUGCCAAAAACGUCCGUCCUGGGCAUCUCCUUUGGGGCUGCGUUUCUCUUGCUGGCCUUCAUCCUCUUCGUCUGCUUUGCUGGACAGCUUCUGCAAUGCAGCAAAAAAGCCUCUCCCCUGCUCAUGUGGCUUUUGAAGUCCUCGGGCAUCAUUGCCAACCGCCCCUGGCCACGGAUCUCUCUCACGAUCAUCACCACAGCCAUCAUUUUAACCAUGGCCGUGUUCAACAUGUUUUUCCUGAGUGACUCAGAGGAAACAAUCCCUCCAACUGCCAAUACAACAAACACAAGCUUUUCAGCCUCAAAUAAUCAGGCGGCGAUUCUGCGUGCGCAAAAUUUAUUUUUCCUCCCGUACUUUAUCUACAGCUGUAUUCUGGGACUGAUAUCCUGUUCCGUGUUCCUGCGGGUGAACUAUGAGCUGAAGAUGUUGAUCAUGAUGGUGGCGUUGGUGGGCUACAACACCAUCCUACUCCACACCCACGCCCACGUCCUGGGCGACUACAGCCAGGUCUUGUUUGAGAGACCAGGCAUUUGGAAAGACCUGAAGACCAUGGGCUCUGUGUCUCUCUCUAUAUUCUUCAUCACACUGCUUGUUCUGGGUAGACAGAAUGAAUAUUACUGUAGGUUAGACUUCUUAUGGAAGAACAAGUUCAAAAAAGAGCGGGAGGAGAUAGAGACCAUGGAGAACCUGAACCGUGUGCUGCUGGAGAACGUGCUUCCCGCGCACGUCGCUGAGCACUUCCUGGCCAGGAGCCUGAAGAAUGAGGAUCUAUACCACCAGUCCUAUGACUGUGUCUGCGUCAUGUUUGCCUCCAUUCCGGAUUUCAAAGAAUUUUAUACAGAAUCCGACGUGAACAAGGAGGGCUUGGAAUGCCUUCGGCUCCUGAACGAGAUCAUCGCUGACUUUGAUGAUCUUCUUUCCAAGCCAAAAUUCAGUGGAGUUGAAAAGAUUAAGACCAUUGGCAGCACGUACAUGGCAGCAACAGGUCUGAGCGCUGUGCCCAGCCAGGAGCACGCCCAGGAGCCCGAGCGGCAGUACAUGCACAUUGGCACCAUGGUGGAGUUUGCCUUUGCCCUGGUAGCGAAGCUGGAUGCCAUCAACAAGCACUCCUUCAACGACUUCAAAUUGCGAGUAGGUAUUAACCAUGGACCUGUGAUAGCUGGUGUGAUUGGAGCUCAGAAGCCACAAUAUGAUAUCUGGGGCAACACUGUCAAUGUGGCCAGUAGGAUGGACAGCACCGGAGUCCUGGACAAAAUACAGGUUACAGAGGAGACAAGCCUCGUCCUGCAGACCCUCGGAUACACGUGCACCUGUCGAGGAAUAAUCAACGUGAAAGGAAAGGGGGACCUGAAGACGUACUUUGUAAACACAGAAAUGUCAAGGUCCCUUUCCCAGAGCAAUGUGGCAUCCUGAAGAGUCACCUUCAUUUUGGCAAGAAGACUGUAUUUUCAGGAAGGUAUCACACACUUUCUGACUGCAACUUCUGUCCCUUGUUUUUGAUGUGCGUGCUCUGUCUGUCCUAUGGAGCCUCUGCAGACUCGUUCCCGUGACCCAGUGGCAUACCGUUUGGUGUCUGACGUGUGCCCAGAUCGUUCUGCCACUUGCACUGUGCUUGCUCCUAAGCAAAAGGGAAAAGGAGCGUGCGUGAUAGAAGAAAAGCAUUGAGAGAAUUAACAAAGAGGAGAGAGGUGAAACACACACACAUUCUUAAGGCAAUAAAACUAGGGGGUGUAUAUUAUCUUCUGGUGCAUGUUCUUUUCUGGAAAAUACGGUAGCUCGCCAACCACAUCUGCUCGUCUGAUAUUCAAACACACAGUAUUCGUGAAUAAGUUGAUUCUGUCCCUCACAUGGAGUCUGUGCUCACCCACUGUCUCAUUGCCAGUGGUGUCCAAGGGCCCCCGUUGGGACCCACGGUUCUCGUCCCUCUGCUCCAUGUGUCUCAUGCCAGCAGCACGUUGCCAUCCAUCACCAGAAUUAGUCUUCACAGCCUAGGACCAGUUUUGUACCAAACUCGUCUGAUGUUUUGAUGCCAUUUGUCUUUUGUAAAGUUAAUUCAUUAAAAGUUUUAUGUACUUUGAUUUACAGUGCCUGUAUCUUUUAUUUUCCUGUCUUCUUUCUUCUGUGGUUUGCUCCAGAAUUAAAGUUUGUUUUCCAUCCGUUCUCCCUUUUGACACAGUUGUUUCGGAAAGAGCUCUCCAGAAGCCAAUGUUGAAAUGUAAUUCAGAUUAGGACACAGUGUGUGACGCAGAUAAUUCGUUACUCAGCUCCCUGGAAAGCAGGCAAGCAUGUUGAAUGUAUCUAGUGGUCUGAUUUUAAUUUGGGCAUCUCUAGAGAAUGCUUUCAGGGAAAAAUACUUUACUAGUAAAAAGAUUCCCUGCGAGCAACAGUGCCCCCUCCGUCCACUAUGCUCCUGUCUACAGGAAUGUUUUGCUAGACCUAACAGAAAUAGACUGCAAAAGAAUAAUGUGGAACCAGCUAUGCAAAUCAGUCUCACAAUAGCGUGAACUAACUGAGAGAAGUACUAAGUCCCACAGACUGCCUGUUAAGUCUGAGAAGGCUGAAGAAGACACACAGCCAACGUUCAUGCAUUUUUAAAGACAGAAGACCUUGAAGAAUUUGUUCUUGUAAAUCCAAUGCAAGUUGUUUGGUACUUAUAACAUAAAGAAAUCAUACUUUGCCAAAUAGUGAAAAGUAGAGCAAUCAUGUGUAAUCUAAUGUUUAAAAGCAAAACUGCACAUUGUAGCCCAGUUGGUCAAACUUGUUUUCUUUUUAUAGCUCGUGGCAGGCAUCUGUAAGAGGUAGAGGACCCAGAUGAUCUCUUAGGAAGCCUUUUAUUCGUGGAACUCGAACUUGAAGCACAAGUUCCUGGUUUGAUUCCUGGCUCUGAUUUUUUACCAGCUGUGUAACUUUGAACACAUCUCUUAGUCCCUCUUAGGAGUACUUUCCUUAUUGGCAACUCAUGGAAUCGCUAGUGAUUAAACGAGGCAAUGACUGUGAGAGAGCCUGGCAGGGCCUGCACAUUCACAGCACGGGCACAGCUGCUGUGCCAGGACUGUGACUCAUUCCCAGUAAAAGGCACUUAUCGAAGCUGAUAACCAUCCUUUAUCACCGAAGUGUGAGUACAGCAUGACUUAUUUAGUAUUCUCCCUCAAUGGGGAAUUUUUUGAUCCUGUAAUCACAACUCAGCAUUGGCCUUAAUCUCCCUAGAUCUCCAAAAACAGUGGUUGAAGCAAGGGCUUUUCUCUUUCCUCUAAUCGAAAUGUGGAUAGGAUGUCGUAGCAUUUCCAUGAGCUCAAACUGGCCAUGGUGUAGAAUGUGUAAGGAUGAGCAGCAGGUGUGCCUCGUGGGUUCCUCCUCUGUUACAUCCUGCUACACUCAUCUGCAGGUCUCCUGGGGUAACCUACCCUGAGUGAACACCCCCAGCUGGGUGGUCCACCAAGUUCUCAUAAACAGAGUCCCUCCCAUUUCCCCAUGUGGUGCACUGAACUUGGGUUUGUGCUAAAAAGAACUCAAAAGGAGAAUUGUGCUCUCCCAAAGCCAUAUCACCAGUCUUACCAAACAAUAGGCUUUUAAAAGCAUUCAGAGUCAUUGUCAGAAUCCACUGUGGGAAGCUCUGUGUGCACCUGGGCCGUUCUAGGUGUGGGCCCAUAGCAGCAGCCUUAGCAUCCCCUGGGAACUUGUCAGAAAUGCAAAUUCUCAGACCCCAACCUGAAGGAGGACCCUGAAUCUGAGAUCCCCAGGGCGGGGGUCCAGCACAAUUGCUAUUUAGUGAACAGGUUCUCCAGGUGAUUCUGAUCCCUGAUCAAGCUUGAGACCUCCCUCCCUCCCCAAUGUUUUUGCAAAUGAGGAAACUGGGGCAGAGUCAUUCAGGCACAUGUGUUCAGAGUUCCACAGUUGAUUAGCAGUUGAGGCCAGGCUAGAAUGGAAAACUGCCUGUUCCCUGAAUCUAGAAGAGCAUUACUCCUGCUCAAAGCCCCUUAAAGCUCUGGGCAGCUAAAAGCA
Molecule: messenger RNA, 5891 nt
Organism: Chlorocebus sabaeus (green monkey)
Lineage: Eukaryota; Metazoa; Chordata; Mammalia; Primates; Cercopithecidae
Gene: ADCY2
Product: adenylate cyclase 2
Biological process (GO): intracellular signal transduction; cAMP biosynthetic process; adenylate cyclase-activating G protein-coupled receptor signaling pathway
Cellular component (GO): plasma membrane
Molecular function (GO): adenylate cyclase activity
Source: RefSeq, a predicted model, not a curated record